GAGGAGCGGGGGUGGGUUUGAGCGGCGGGGCGCAGCCAGCGUGUCCCCUGCGGCCGGUCCGGGUGGGGGGUCCGCCCCGGCGCCAUGGGCCCGGCCCGCCGUAGGGCCGCGCUCCGCCUACACGGCGGCGGGCCCCCGGCGCUGCUGGGCCUGCUGCCCGCCAGGUUCUCCGUCUUCCCGCUCUUCUUCCUGGCGCUGCUCCUGGGUUUCGCCUCGCUGCUCUGGCUCCAGCUGAGCUGUUCGGGCGAGGGGCCGGCCCCGGGCGCGGGGCAGAGCCGGGGAUCCCCCCGCCAGCCCUGCCCGCCCCAGGCCCCGCUCCUGCAGCCGGAGGACGACCCGUCCUGGGGUCACCAUCGCCUGGCGCUGCUCGUCCCCUUCCGCGAGCGCUUCGAGGAGCUGCUGGCCUUUGUGCCCUACAUGCACAACUUCCUGAGCAAGAAGAGGAUCCGCCAUCACAUCUUCAUCCUCAACCAGGUGGAUCAUUUCAGGUUUAACAGGGCGUCCCUGAUCAACGUGGGCUUUCUGGAGAGUGGCAACGACACUGACUACAUUGCGAUGCAUGACGUUGAUCUCCUGCCCCUCAACGAGCAGCUGGACUAUAGCUUCCCGGAGGCAGGGCCCUUCCACGUGGCAUCCCCAGAGCUGCACCCACUCUACCACUAUAAGACCUAUGUGGGUGGUAUCCUGCUGCUCACUAAGCAGCAUUAUGAGAAGUGCAACGGCAUGUCCAACCGUUUCUGGGGUUGGGGUCGGGAGGAUGACGAGUUUUACCGACGUAUCAAAGGAGCUGGUCUCCAGGUUCGCCGUCCCUCUGGAAUCACAACUGGCUAUGAGACUUUCCAGCACCUGCAUGACCCAGCUUGGAGGAAGAGAGACCAGAAGCGCAUUGCUGCACAGAAGCAGGAACAGUUUAAGGUGGAUUGGGAGGGAGGUCUAAACAACGUGAGGUACCGAAUUGAGUCACGGACAGCUCUGAGCGUGGCAGGAGCCCCUUGCACCGUCCUUAAUAUCCUGCUGGACUGUGAUACAAAUGAGACCCCCUGGUGCAUGUUUGGCUGAGCCCAUCUCCCGUGUGCCAAUUGUGUGUGCUAUGCUUGUGCCAAGAUGUGAGGGCUGCCGCCAAGCUGCCUGGAGCAGGCAGGAUUUUUGCAACAGACAAGCAUAGCAGUGCUGGCGAGAUGCAGAGAAACAGCGCUGGGAACCGGGCUUCGCUGGGACCAACAGAAGAGGCUGAGAGCAGGACUCUGCAGCAUCGCUGUGGACACUGGUGCUGCCUCCCAGGGCAGGUGCAGGAGGCAGUUUUCCUGCACUGGACAUGGCUGAUCAGCCACCCAGCUCAGAGGACAAUAAAGAACUAUCAGGGCACCUGUAAGUUGUGAAUGCCCUGGGCUGUACCA
This is a messenger RNA of Phalacrocorax carbo (great cormorant), 1397 nucleotides long. Lineage: Eukaryota; Metazoa; Chordata; Aves; Suliformes; Phalacrocoracidae. The record is from RefSeq and is a predicted model, not a curated record.